AUGAGGAUUGACUCUGAAAUAAUAUUUAUUAAUAAGAAAAAGCAAUAAAGAGUCUCAAAAAUUACAGAAUUUACAUCAAUAAUAAAAAAAGAAUCAGACUGUAAUAAAUAAAAGAUUAACAUCAAAACAUCUUAUUAUAAGAAUAAUUCAGAAAUCUAUUUUCAGAAAUAGACAUUCCUAUUUUAAAUUAUUGAAGAAAACAAGAAUAAUUAAUAAAGAAAAAUUAGAUGA
This is a messenger RNA of Paramecium primaurelia, 231 nucleotides long. NCBI's taxonomy places the organism in Eukaryota, Ciliophora, Oligohymenophorea, Peniculida, Parameciidae. The record is from the annotation of a GenBank genome assembly.